UCCCAGUCGCGCGGUCAGUCGAAACAGGUCAGGUUGGGCAGGUUCACUGACAGCGGUGUUACGAAAAGCAGCGUCUGUCGUUGCUACACUAUCGAAUGAAAUUUUAAUAUCGUUAUUGAGAAAAUGAAGGAGGCCCGAGUGAGUUCUAUCUCUGAAGCAGGCGCUCCGACAAAGUGAACGGGUCGAGGAGAAAGAAUCGUUGUGAGAAAUCGAGGGGCGCGUAUUAGAUGCAGUGAAGAACGAGAGUUUCCCUACGCAAUACAGUUCAUCCAAUCCAUCCGGCGAAUGUGUGUGCUGCUGGUGCCGCUGGUGUUAUAGGUUUAAGCCCCAAACCGCGGGGGAGAAUCUGGAUUGGAAUACGAGCGACUACAUUUGAGGCACGGCGCGUCGACGAGCCGAUAUUAUCGCAAAUUGUUGAAGGUCGUCGAUAAAAACCGAUUCAAUAAUGAAAAAAUUAAGAUGUUGGUCAUUCGGGGGUAUAAGCUGCAAGACCGAUCAUCAAGAAACGAGGAUUGCGACUAGGACGACCGGAAACUGCAAUGGCAAUAAUAGCUGCACGAACGCCGAAUUAAUACUCGUACGAACAACAGAAACGAGCAGCAUCAGCGGCAGCGAGAAUAUGACGUUCGAAUCGUGCAGGACAAAGUGAUAGGUCACCCUGGCGUGCAGAAGGACUGAGGGGCUUCGUCGGCCUGGGUCAUCUUCCUCUUCGGCUUCGGAGAAGUCCCAGAAGAUGCCUGGACCGACGUCGGAGCGACCCCGUGCCCACAAGCUGACGGACAUCGAGCCUCAAGCUGCAAAGGAAUUGGGAAACAACAAAACAGAUGACUUGAGUACGCCAGGAAGUUCAGGGGCCAAUAUGGGCAGCAUUGCAAGAUUUCCAAAAUUGGAUGAAUGUGCUCACUUUCACUAUGAGCAUGUCGAACUUGGAGCACUGGAGGUAUCGGUUAGCGAAGAUCCAAAUGAUGACAUGUACGAUGUCAGAGUGACUUCUGGUGACGCAUGCUGGACCCUACAACGCUCCUAUGAAAACUUUGUCAUGUUUGACAAGCAGUUGCAUCGAUGUAUAUUCGACAGGAAGUUUUCAUCGCUAACAGAGCUUUCCGACGAUCAACCAGAGAAUACUACGGUUGUGUUGAAGGAUUACUUGUCCCGAUUUUCACAGCUCAGUCAUGAGGGCUUGAAUUGUGGGCCUGUUUUAAAUUGGCUGCAACUGGACAAUAGGGGAAGAAGAAUUCUUGUUCCAGAGGCUGAUUCGUGUCCAAUUAACACGCCAGCUGUGGCUGCAGCUUAUGCUGUUAGGCCUUAUGCUGCACAAGCCCAGGAUGAGAUUUCAUUUCAGGUUGGGGACAUGAUCUCAGUAAUCGAUAUGCCACCUCCUGGGGAAAGCACUUGGUGGCGCGGAAAACAUGGUUUUGCUGUUGGUUUCUUCCCAGCAGAGUGUGUCGCUGUUAUUGGUGACAAAGUGCCCCGUCAUUUAACUGUUUCAACAACAGUAAGGUCGAAACUCCCAGUUAAGCCGGUGCUUCGAAAGCAUGGAAAGCUGAUAGCUUUCUUUAGAUCAUUUAUACUCAAUAGACCGUCAAGAAGAAGGCUGAAACAGUCGGGAAUAUUGAAGGAACGAGUUUUCGGAUGUGACUUGGGAGAGCAUCUACUGAAUUCAGGUCAAGAUGUACCAACGGUGCUUACCUGCUGUGCCAAAUUCAUUGAAACUAAUGGCCUGGUUGACGGGAUAUAUCGUCUAAGUGGAGUAACCUCUAACAUUCAACGACUGCGGCAUGCGUUUGACGAGGAUAGAGUACCAGCGCUUCAUUCAGAUGAAAGUAUACUGCAAGACAUUCAUUCAGUGGCUUCAUUGCUGAAAAUGUACUUCAGAGAAUUACCUAAUCCGUUGUGUACGUAUCAGCUAUACUCCGCUUUUGUUGGAGCAGUGCAGGCUGAAACAGAUGCAGACAGACUGAGAUACAUGAGAGAUGCAGUGCGAAAACUACCCCCACCUCACUAUAGGACACUUGAAUACCUGAUGCGACAUCUGGCCAAAGUCGCAGCUUGUGGGAAAGAGACUGGUAUGACUUCUCGCAAUGUAGCUAUUGUCUGGGCACCCAAUCUUCUUCGCUGCAAGGAGUUGGAAGUCGGUGGAGUGGCAGCUCUUCAAGGGGUUGGCGUGCAAGCUGUUGUUACUGAAUUCUUGGUGUGUUAUGCAGAGCUGAUCUUUGGUGACGGUCCUGUCGGCAGGCCUAAAUCCUUGGCUAUUACAACACCGGCUAGACUUUUGAGCCUAGAAGAGGCUAGGAGUCGUGUGCUCCGUGGUGAAUCUGAUUACAUAGAAGUUGGUGCAGGUCCAGCUGGCCUGCCUCUACACUAUCAUACGGUUAUCGAAUUGCCCAGGAAGAGACAUGGAUCAAAAAGGUCGCCGUCGUUGAAUUGGAGAGCGCUAUUCACCAGAGGUGGCUUGGGAGCUCGUGGUAAGGCCAGGCAAGCCAGAACUCCACCUCAAGUUGAGAUUCCCAGUUCUCUAAACUCGUUACGAAGACUGAGGCCAGUUAAAAGUGCCGAUAGUUUGGAUGGCGAGGAUAGUCUUGGGCCGCUUCUCGGACCACCGCCCAUUAGACCCUGUGGUCAUAGUCGUUCUAUAUCACACGAUUCCUAUUUUGAUCACUUAGCGGAUGCCCCCAGUUCUAAUUCGCCAUUGGACUUGUCAGAAAUUCAGCUGAAUUUUGAUUUGGAAGAAAGGGAAAUGAGAAUGUUCUCGGAGGAUGAAGGGGGAGGCAUUGCGUCCAUUGAGGCCUCUCCGAGAAGGCAACGGCCAGAGGGUCCACAAUGCACAGCUGUUAGUGGAGGAUCCAAAAGAAAGAGGUCCAGACUGGAAGAGCGGUUGCACUGUGACGUUGAGCUUCGAUUCAUUGAUAGCCAAAGCCCAGAUCAGGUCAUGGUUUCGGCGGAGGUGCAUGGCACGGAGACUCCUUCUCCUUUACCGACGCCAGGUUACUUGCCAUUACUUUCAGAAGCCUCGACGCCAUUAACACCUGCAACUUUACCAGGAACUCCUCCGUCUAUUUCACCGAAUCCAGCCAGCAGUUCUAGAAUAAGUUUCAGGAGUUUUACAUUACCCUUAGACAUCAGCGACAACCAAAAUAGUCAAGACAGAUCAAAGAGGGUUACAGUUUCUUCUGAUCGAAUAUCUAAUUCUAGUCACAGACUAUCAGCUAAUUACGAUAACGAAAAUGACAUAAAGUUAUGCGACAGAAUUUCAACUCCUGCCUCGGACCAAGAUAUGACACCUUGCGAGCGAAUAACUCCGACCUAUGACAGACUCACGGAAUCUUAUGACAGCAGAAUAACUGCAUCAUCCGAGGGGCAAGAAAUUUCUGAAGAAUCUUGUCAAAGGGUGUUGGAUUCACCAGAUCAAGAAAUGACACCUUGCGACAAAAUGACGAGAGAUAACAGUUGCACGAGUUAUGAUGGCACCACGUUGCCGUCUAAUGAGAUUCUUGAGUCUAGUUCAAGUUGUGAAAGAAUACUGCCGUUAAGUCCGGUCAAAACAAGCUACGAUCGAAGUAUUCCACAAUCUGAUUCUUCAGCACAUAUUGAUGAUGAUACGCAAGACAAUCAUCUGGAGUCUUCUAAUUGCCUGACAUCUUCAGAGCUGCAAGAGAACGCUUGUUCAGAAGAUAGCAGUGGAUCAAUUCUGCAUAGUGAGAAUGUUUCACAAAGUACAUCUCUUAGCUCCCAACCAGAAGAGUUAAUCGUUGAAACGCUUAAAACUCUCGGUAGUGAACCGAGUAAGUUACCAUUGACUAAUACCGAUCUCGAUUCUCCAAUGUCGUGUGAACAAGCUCUCGAAGACUUACCAGAUUCUGGUUUUGUGAUCUGUGACAGUUCUGACAGAAUGCUUACUAAUACAGAAACUCAACCAGUGACGUCAAACCCCAAUGACUCUGGAGAAUGGGUGAUGGUUGAAAGAACAUCCGAGUCUGGAGUCUCGCCAACAAGCGUUUCCAGUGAUCUUACUGAUCUUAUACAGGAAACUGUGGAUCCUGCUUUAGCGACGGAUGCACCGCAGAUACAAUCCUUGUCCGAAAACAUUUCUAGAACGUCGCUUGAUCUCACAAUGGGUUCGACUAUUGCUACGGAUAUCGAUACGUCUUGUAUUGGUAUCAGCGAAUUGACAGACAGUCCUGUAGUACAGAAAAAAGAAUCUGAAAACCUAGCAUUGCAUCAGAUUGAAGCAAAGGAAUGCAAAGAAAUGAUAGAGCAUGAUGAGCGUAUUAGUAAAGAAAAAGUUUUCGUUUCUGGCGAUCGUGGACAAGAAAAUACUUGUGUGAAUGGGACAAAGUUGUCUAGCAGCGUGCAGUUUGUGUUACGAGAUCGAUCUAGUACUUCUCACAGGGACGAAAAUGAAGCAGAACUCGUUAGUAGGCGUUCACCUGCGAAGCAUCAGUUGAAUUUAGAUUUGAAUUGUGUGAAAAAACCACUCCACGAAACUCAUUUCAAUGAUCCAGAGGUGUACUCAGAAAAUGAUGGCACAGCUAUUGAUGAAAACUAUAGAACCAAGAGCGAAGGCUCUCCCAGUAUACACACACCAUUCAAUCAGCUAGCUGAUUUUCAAUGUCAGCUUUCACCUGACAAUUCCGACAAGCAUCGAAAUAGUUCGUACAAUAAUAAAAGUCCAGAGCAUCAACAGUUUUACAGACAAACAUCUGAAAAUCGAUUACAUUGUCGCGUAAGUUCAAAAGUUCAACAAAACUAUGAUAUGCCGAACAAAUAUCAUUCUGAACAUGUACAUGAGGAAGAAAAUUACUCAGAUACGAAGCACGGUGACUCGCGACAAUCGCAAGUGAAUGUUAGAAAAACGUCGCACCUUUCUCAAAACAAUGCAGAAGUAGUUAUACCAUCAGAAAAUGCUGCAGAGCCAUGCGAAAUAGCACAUGCCCCUGAGGGUGCGUCAGAAGCACCCUCUCUAGCUUCAUCUUGUACAUUUUCCAAUGCAUCAUCACCAGUUGACGAUUCCGUUGUGCUGCGCGACACAGCUGCGAUCUUGGAAGAGUUGGCUCUGCAGAGAUUAUCAGGUGGAGGGACAAACGAUAUGCCCAUUACUCCCAGAAGGAGAUAUGACUCUGAGGUAACAAGGGACCGUAGAAGCUUCGACUCUGAAAUUGGACGAGAAAUAGUCAGGGAACGUAAGAUAAAACAAGAGUUAGAUUCUGCCAGAGGGAAGUCCGAAGAACCCCCGAACAACGGAUCUCAACAUUUACCCCCGUGCCUGAGAGCUCGCCAAGCGAGAACCACGCGUGCGGCUCUGAGUCGUUCACUGGAUGAAGCCAAGUUCAAUCGAAUGACCGGCGGCUCGUCCCUGCCGACGAAACAAGCCUCUGAAGACUCUCAGCAUAGUUCUACGCCGAAUGUAGGCUCUCAAUCUUCUAUGCUCUCGGCAAAUAGCUCGGAAAGAACGUCACAGAAAAAUUUGGGAGGUAUUGAUUUGGGGGAUCCAAGGUGCAGGGAGAGAAUAGAAAGAUAUAAAGAGGAAAGGAGAACUUUUCUAAGAGAUAAAUAUAGAUCUGAAAGCUUUCGAGGAGCAAGGUCGAGAGCUGAUGACGAAGGAGAACAAGCUCUCUUGGCUAGAUUAAAGCAGCGAGCUUCCAGGCCAUCUCUUCAUUGACCAAGUGAUAUUCAUAAGCCCCGUACUCUCUUUAUCUUUUUUAAAUAAAGAGUCUAUUGUAUUUUACGAGAACCACGUUAAUGUGGAUCUAUUAUUUAACCGUUCUCAAAGUUUGACUGAUUCUCUUUCAAUCGAUUAAUCUGCCCAAAUUUUUAAAUAACGGGCUCAUGCUUUUGUCACAGUCAUGAAUUAUUGUGGCAUUUAAUGAAGUUUGUGACAAUGAUGAAGGAGAACCAUCUGCGUUCCCCUUUGUUAGAUCGGAUUUAAUUAUCUGAGAUGUACCAGAGCAGAAGUAUGGAUUUAGGUUCUAUUUUAUUUGGAAAUAUAAUGCUAAACAUUUAUAAAUAUGGUACUUGUAAUUCUACUGUCGCUAUUGGUUUCUCAAUCUUGAUCGCGUUAUUUUGUUGAAGAUAUAAAAAUGUUACAUCUACAGGUAUGUAUUCGGAUUUCUUCAGAUUCUUCUGGACUGAAGAGGAUGUGUUAUACCAAAAAAACACCCAUUCCUCUUUAAUAGCUUUAUUACGCGACAACUGAGUUGGAAUUUAACAAAUUUUAAUUUUCUAACUCAGAUUUAUUUUUUAAUCCUGUAAUGAAUAUUGAGUACAGACCUUUGUUUUUACCUUUCAUUAUGUUACCAAUUAAAUUCAUACUGAUUAUUAAUAGCGAUAACUUUGAUGUUCGAAGUCUGAAGGUUGUGUUUGCUUUAAUAAUUAUUAGCCAAAGGAUACAGAGUUAUCCAUACCUAAUGACACCAUAUAUCUUAUUUCGUUAAUUUUUAUAUUACGUCAAUGUGUUUCCUCUUACAAUGUAUUUAUCAUUCAAUUAUUGAUAGAUUUCAUAUACUACCCAGAGCUCUGGUGCGUUUCAAUACUUACGUUAAAAAUUUCGUCAGCAAUUGAGAAAAUGAAAAACAAAUUUUUAUAAUUUACGUCUAUAUUAAGUUAAGUAUUUUAUAUAAUGUAUGUAAGAAUGUUAUUAAUUUUUCCUAUUAUGGACAGGUCCAUAGUAAUAUUAAUGUGUUUUGUACAUGCUAGUUUUUAAGUACGAGUAAGGUCAACGAUCUAAUAUAUUGACUUGAAGUUAAUUCAUUCGUUGAAUCAAUUGCUGGUGAAAAUUUUUCACGAAAUCAAGAUUACUAUUACAAGUUCAAUAAUUUUUUCAUAGGUACAAUUAUCCACAUAUUUAGACUAAUGCAUUAUUCAAGCCGCCAAAUCGCGAUUCUACCGUUCGUAGUAUGGAAAUUUACAUACAACGUUUUAUUAGCUUUACUAUAAAUAUACUAAUGCCGUUAACGAAUACUCCAAAAAUAUAUUGACAAUAUGGUGUUUGUGGAGAAUGCCGUGCAAAUACAUAAAAUAUUAUAUAAUAGGUAUAUAUAAAAACACAAACAAGAAAUCUCUCCAAUAAAAAAAUCUGUAGGCAACAAAAAAACCGGACCAUAAAUGUUCAGCCAUUAAGUCUUAUUAUUAAUAGUAUGGUAUCUCGUGAUGAUAGUACAUAGUUAUAAAUGUAUCAAAGAUAGUUAAUAGGAUAAUUGGAAAGGUAGGCUAUUGAACUGUCUAAAAAUCGCUUUAAUUGGUAAAAUUUUUUGCCUGCUUUGAUAUUUAAGACCAUGACUUUAUUUACAACUGAUUUUAGAUUCAAGUUUACAGCUUUCUGAUCAAUAUUAAAUACUCUCUAUUAUUUUUUCGCCUCCUAAAAUUCAGACGUUUUCCACGUUCGAGCAAUCCAUAAUUUCACGAAUCAUAUAACGUCAUGGUACUUAUCGAUAAUGAUUAUUCCACUCUAUAUAUUUAUAUUGCAAAAACAAAAGUUUCAAGAUUUGUCUAUCGUAGUAAUAACUCUCAUAAGGUAAUCCAGAUAUUAUUAAUGCUGUUAAGCUCGCCAUCUAAUUAUUCUAAAUCAAGUUAAAAAUUAUAAUCAACUUUCCAGUCUAAUCAUAUGUGACGGUACAUAACGCAAUGCGCAAUACAUACCGGAAAGAUAUUUAUUUUUAAUAAUUUGAAAUUCGUGAAUAGUGAUUAUAUUCAUUUUAGGAUUAUAGGCAAUUACCAACAAGGCUUUACUGCUGGCGAUAAUAUUAUA
This is a messenger RNA of Diprion similis, 7744 nucleotides long. RefSeq names its product rho GTPase-activating protein 32 (gene CdGAPr). The record is from RefSeq and is a predicted model, not a curated record. The transcript has 8 exons. Lineage: Eukaryota; Metazoa; Arthropoda; Insecta; Hymenoptera; Diprionidae. Gene Ontology annotation, biological process: small GTPase-mediated signal transduction. The coding region runs from base 734 to 5659 and encodes 1641 amino acids. Gene Ontology annotation, molecular function: GTPase activator activity; phosphatidylinositol binding; protein binding.